This is a messenger RNA of Drosophila bipectinata, 1120 nucleotides long. RefSeq names its product 27 kDa hemolymph protein. The record is from RefSeq and is a predicted model, not a curated record. NCBI's taxonomy places the organism in Eukaryota, Metazoa, Arthropoda, Insecta, Diptera, Drosophilidae.
UACGAUUUUCUUGCCAGUCAACGCGAGAAUGUCGAGCUGGACGAUACGGUUGGUGUGCGCGCUCCUGGCGAUCCUGGCCAGCGCCGUCCUGGCAGUGGACCUUGACGGCCUCGACCCGUCGCUGCUGAAGAACGUGGACGUGGACAAGCUGAAGGAGAGCUAUCUGCCGGAGGGGUUGCGCAACGCCAGCAUCACGCUGCAGGAUUUGCAGGAGCUGUUGCGCUCCAAGUGCGAAAAGGCCAAUCCCGGCAAGGAGGUGGACGCCUCGGUGCUGAGCGGCAACAUUGAGACGGCGGCCACCAAGCUGGGCGAGUGCCUGGCCGGACUGGCCAACUUCACGGCCAUCCAGCAGGAGAUCGAGGAGGCCAGUCCCAAGGGCGACCUGGACAUCGUGUUCGAGAAGUACUGCAAGCGCAUGCCCCAGGCCAAGGCCUGCAUCAACGACUUCAACGAGGCCCUCAUCCCCUGUCUGACCCGCGAGGAGAAGAGCCACAACGCCAUGAUGCGUCGCAUCACCGACAAGCUCCUCGACUUUGUCUGCUUCAAGGACGGCGACCAGAUCGCCCUCUUCAUCGCCGAGCAGGGACCCGAGUGCCUGCACCAGAGCCGCGACGGGAUCGGCAGAUGCCUCAACUCCACCUUCGGCGGAUAUCUGCCCAAGGAGCUCAGCCAGAACUGGACCUCCGGCUCCGAUCUGCCCAACUUUGUGCUGGGCCCUAGCCAGUGCCUGGACCUAUACGAGUUUGAGACCUGCACCGUGAAGCUGCUGGAACGCUGCGAGAACAUCACCCCCAGCAACCUGGUGGAGUCCCUGUUCCGGUAUGUGAGGCGCGAGUCCUCCUGCCAGUCCUCCAUCGAUAAGGCGCGUCGCAGCCGGGCUCUGCCCCGCGAGGCCGAGACUCAGCAGCCGGGCAAGGGCAGUGCCGGAACUCUCACCUUUGGCCUGGGAAGCCUCCUGACUUCCCUCCUCCUGGCCAGGCUUCUCUAAUUGCAUCGCCGAUGGCUUCCGUUUCUAUAAUAUUUUUUUUUUUUUACACUUUUUUUUUUAAUAAUUAUGUUUAAUAAACUUUGCAAAGUCGGAAGCGGUCUGUCCGGCGGCUGGCCGGCGUAAGCAGCUUAA